This is a messenger RNA of Penicillium subrubescens, 1143 nucleotides long. RefSeq names its product glycoside hydrolase family 28 protein. Gene Ontology annotation, biological process: pectin catabolic process. NCBI's taxonomy places the organism in Eukaryota, Fungi, Ascomycota, Eurotiomycetes, Eurotiales, Aspergillaceae. The record is from RefSeq and is a predicted model, not a curated record. The coding region runs from base 1 to 1143 and encodes 380 amino acids. Gene Ontology annotation, cellular component: extracellular region. Gene Ontology annotation, molecular function: polygalacturonase activity. The transcript has 5 exons.
AUGUCUAAGCUCUUUGGUUCUCUCCUGGUAGCCGCCUUGGCGGUUGGUGUGAUUGCUUCGCCAGUCGCCGAGCCAGCCAUCACUGAAGCCCCCAGCUUGGCAAAGCGAGCGACAUCUUGCACUUUCUCGGGUUCCUCUGGUGCUGCCUCGGCGAGCAAGUCGCAGUCUUCCUGCUCGACUAUUAUCUUGUCGAGUGUAGCUGUUCCAUCUGGAACAACUCUGGAUCUGAGUGACCUGCCAGAUGACACUACCGUCAUCUUCGAGGGUGAGACUACCUGGGGAUACGAGGAAUGGAGUGGCCCACUCCUCCAAAUCUCCGGUACCGGAAUCACCAUCAAGGGUGCUAGCGGUGCCUACCUGAACCCCGAUGGUGCGCGUUGGUGGGACGGCGAAGGUAGCAACGGUGGCGUUACGAAGCCCAAGUUCUUCUAUGCCCAUGAUCUUAUUUCCUCGACUAUCACGGAUCUUUACAUCGAGAACACACCCGUCCAGGCUGUUAGCAUCAAUGGCUGUGAUGGACUCACCAUCACCGAUAUGACUAUUAACAAUGAAGCCGGUGAUACUGCUGGCGGCCAUAACACCGACGGAUUUGAUAUCGGCAGCAGUACUAACGUGGUUAUCACCGGUGCCAAUGUGUAUAACCAGGAUGAUUGCGUUGCCGUGAACUCUGGAACGGACAUCACUUUCAGUGGUGGUGUCUGCUCUGGUGGUCACGGUUUGUCCAUUGGAAGCGUUGGUGGUCGAAGUGACAACGUCGUUGACACGGUCACGUUCAAAAACUGCGAGGUCAAGAACUCAGUGAAUGGUAUCCGUAUCAAGGCCACCGAAGGCGACACCGGCUCGAUCACGGGCGUGACCUAUUCCGAAAUCACCCUUGCCUCCAUCUCUAAGUAUGGUAUCCUCAUCGAGCAAAACUAUGAUGGUGGUGAUCUCAAGGGAACCCCGACUAGCGGUAUCCCUAUUACCGAUUUGACCGUGGAAAAUAUCUCUGGUGUUGACGCUGUUGCCUCUAGCGGAUAUGAUGUUGUAAUUGUUUGUGGAUCAUCUGGCUGCUCUGACUGGACAUGGUCGAGCGUUGAUGUCACUGGUGGAACAACUUACAGUGGCUGUGAGAACGUUCCCAGUGUCGCCAGCUGUUCGUGA